This is a messenger RNA of Naegleria lovaniensis, 6570 nucleotides long. RefSeq lists its product as uncharacterized. NCBI's taxonomy places the organism in Eukaryota, Heterolobosea, Eutetramitea, Acrasida, Naegleriidae. Gene Ontology annotation, molecular function: phosphatidylinositol-3-phosphate binding. The transcript has a single exon. Bases 1 to 6570 code for a protein of 2189 amino acids. Gene Ontology annotation, biological process: reticulophagy; autophagosome assembly; autophagy of mitochondrion. Gene Ontology annotation, cellular component: extrinsic component of membrane; phagophore assembly site. The record is from RefSeq and is a predicted model, not a curated record.
AUGUCCGGAAUUGGAUCCUGGUUUGGAUUUUCUUCAAAGCUAACCGAUCCUAUCAAGAAGCGAAUAUUCAAGUUUGUUAUCAAACGAUUGCUCGGAAGGUUUAUAGAGGAACCCGAUCUUUCUCAGCUCGACGUUCAAUUACCUGGCUCCUCACAACAACAGCAACAACAUAGAAAAGCUUCUCAAUUUGCCUCAUCAUCAAAUCAACAACAACAACAACAUAACUCUUUUGAUUUUGAAUUAAAGAAUGUACAGCUCAAAGUGAAAGAAAUUAACGAAAACAUUUUAAUGCACAACAGCAAAAAUCCCACAAAACAAGACGGAAUACCCUUCAAAUUGACGAGUGGAUAUAUUGAGAAAAUAUGUGUCAAGAUACCUUCUCUGCUCGAUAUUUUCAAAGAGUCCAUGAUAUUGGAAUUGAAUGGUCUUGAAGUUCAAUUACAAUUUAAAGGAAUGAAUGAAGAUGCUAGUGGAAUUGGAAAUGCAGCAAACUCAUUCCUUUUUCAUUCCACAACGUAUUUUGAUCCAAAUGUACUGGCGAGUAGUAUCCUUGUUGGUGACGUGACAAAAUCUGAUAUAGCUUCCGAGUUCAAUGAUUUGGAAGAUUUUGAUCAACAAACAGAUGCCUCAUCGUCAACCAUCGUCACACCAACAACAGAGGAAGAAGAUAAUUAUGGCUUUACCGAAGGACAUACUAUAAUUUCUCAAGCAGUGGAGAGAGUAAUAUCACAACUUAAGGCCUAUGUCACAAACGUUACAGUUAGACUUGAAUUUCCAAAACCAAAGCCAAUGAAUCCUCUCCAACAACAACAACAACAAGAAUACUCACAACGAAAGGAAGGAAAACUGAAAAAUGUACUAUUAUUACACUUUCCACGAUUAGAAUAUUUGGACGAAACACCAAAAACAGAGGCGUUUGGUCCUUCCUCUUUUAUUUACUCAUUCAUUUUCAAAGGAAUUUUCCUACAAGUUUUUGAAGAGUUUCAUCAAAGUACCAGGCGAAAAAACAAAAACUCUGAGAAUAUGAACGAAUCUGGUAUAGAUAAUGUACAAUACGAAGAUGAAAUGAGAUCAUCAACAGAAAAUUCUUUCACAAAUAACUACAUUGUAAAUAGCCAACCAUCCAAUACUCUAGAUGAUGCCAAUACAAUUUUCUAUGGAGAAACAGAAAAUAAUAGAAUCAAAAUUGUUAUCAAACCAUCAAAUGCGGCAGCAGUGCAAUCGUCUUCCAAAGGUGCUUACUCUCCAUCAUUAAUGCCAACACCUAGUGACACUACAUCACGGUUAGACGUUGAGUUUGCAAUUUCAUCAAUUCAUGCAGUAAUAUCUCCUGGUCAAAUGGGACUUCUUCUUGAAAUUUUGGAGGUUCUCAAUAGUUCCAGUGUCAAUAUUGGUGGAUUGGAUUCAUUCAGUAUAAGCACUCCCUCCGAGAAAAGCCAACAACACCAAGAAGAUCCUACCACUGUCUUCACUCCUCAACACCAAGACAGUAUCAGUAAGAUGGAGGCAGAUUUUAUGGUACAAAGCACAGACGCUCCAAUUACUAAGAAAAUGACCGAGAGCAUGGCUCAGCAUUUAAUGAACCAGCAUGUUGAGGCCCAUGAAUCAGAAAUGGAGAAUUUAGAAUUUCAAGAAUUUGAUAACGACGACGAAAACGACGAGCAACCCAUAGAAGCAGGCGCUUUUGUAGAAUUUUCAACAGAGGAUGAAGACUCUGAAACAGAGGAGCUUCCCUCAGCAACCUCUCCUGUCAAGAAAAAGAGCAGUCCACUGCAUAAAACUCCCAGCAAAAACAAUGCCAAUAACGGCACUAACAAGUUUUUGAAUGUGCCAACAUUCAAGGUCACUAAGCCUGAGCUGCCACCUCCUUUUAUGGGAUCCAAUGUUCCUUCCAUCAGUUGUAACAUCUCAAUAACUCUCAAAGCUGCAACAUUUAACAUAUUGUAUCAGGAAGCAAAUUUAGGAAGCAUGUGGAGAAACUUUUUCAAGACAUCUGACAAAAGUGGUCCUGUCAUACCUGGAAUUGGCCAUUUAUCACUUAAACUUUCCAAUGGACUGUCUUGCACUCUGUCAUUUUUGAGCGGAAGUAGCAACACGAACGAUACUUUCUCUACACUUGAUUAUGGCAACAAACAAAAGCACGACACUACUCUAACAUUGGCAAUAGGUGACGUCCAGGCUUCAGAAAGGCUUUGCUAUGAUAUUCUAGGUAGCAGCUACAAGUAUUCCGAGUUGAAGAUUUUAGAGUUUUUGAAAAAGCCCAAAAACACCACAACAGACGAAAUUGAACCUCAAAUUAAUUAUGGAUAUCAUUUUAUGAAGAGAGACAAUUGUCUGAAACACACUUUAAUGAUCAAAAAUCCAUUGCAAAUCACCUUAGACCCUGGUUUUAUUCAACGUCUAGGCCAAGUUUCACAGAAAUUGGUGUCCAAAAUAAGCAUGUUUUCCAAAGCCAUGGCAGCCAAGCAGGCAAGGAACCAUUCAGAAUUCGAUUUUGAAAAGGCCUUCUUGGAAAAUCUUGAAGAAGAGUCUCAUAUUACAAUACCUCACAAGACAGCUUUCGAGAUUACCACUUCUGCCAUCAUGUUCGACAUUGUGCUUCCAAAAGUGUUAACAAAUGAGUUGCAGACAAAGCAUCAGUACAAGGACGACAAGGUUCGUCUUGAAUGUCAAGAAAUCAAAAUUAAGGCUUACUUUAAUGAGCACGGAAAAUUAUACUACACCAAUAACAAUGAGAAUGAGAUUGAUUUGAAUACUAAUGAGCGAGUGCAAAGUGACAAAACAGAAAGAAUACUGCCCAUCAGCUUUGGAGAAACCAACCUAUUUCUCUUGAAGAAUAAGGAUGUUUAUGAUAUCAUCAAAUUAAGGCCAAUGGACAUUUUGCUAACUUUGAAACAGACUGCCGUUGAAGAUCAAAGUUCGCACCGAUACUCAGAAAAUAGAAUGUAUUACAGCAGUGUACCUUACAGUCCAGCUAAAUAUCAAGACAAUUCGUAUGAUGAAGAAUAUUUCGAACAUUCCUCUCUGGACUCUUCAACCGAAGACCUUGGUGAUGAGACUGCACUUGAAGAUCCAAUUCCAAGUGACAAACAAUUUUCAGAGAAGGACGAACAUGAAGAUGUUGAAUUUUCUGUGGAUGCUAUUGAGGAUACCAUUCUUGGUGGAAAAGUUUUGAAACAAGCCAAUAUUUCUCUACUAGUUGAUAUUUCCGAAAAUAAGGGUGGUAAAGAAGGUGGUGAUUGUGUUAUUGAGCUCACAAAGGACCAACUCGAUCGUCUUGGCUCAUUUUUUUCCUCAUUGUCACAAGCUCUUUCCACCAUACUUGGACAGAGGAAAGAUGAUCAACAACCGCCUAAAGAAAGCCAAAAACUCUCGCGAGACAAUCCCUCAAGUGCUAGUCCUUCAUUUGCAAUGAAGUUCUCCAUUCAUGAUCUUGUGAUAAGACUUGCGGAUCCUACCGAAAAUCGAAAUUUGACCCUUAACUUGAAAAAGCUGAACGCGCUAAUAGUAGUCUUCUCAGACUGGAUCUCGAACAAUGAACCGUGUACCUUGAUCAAAACAUUCAUUUCGAAUGAGUACAUCCACUUGUACGAUGUUCAUAAUAAUCAACGAACCAAUAUCAUUAGACGUGACGACAAGAUUGUUAAGAGUUUUAGAUCGACCAAAUAUUGUUCCAGUAUUUCUGUCAUUACCGAAAUUUCCACAAGCGGUAUAUCAAGUCGAGCAAAAUUAUAUUUUUGUGGACUGUAUUUGAGCUCUCUUCUCACAACAAGCCCUGAGAAUGAUUGGAAAAAUUUCUUGAGAGCGUUUUUUGCCAGCAACGAAGAGAAAUCAGAUCUGGCUCUUUCACUUUCGUUGAGUGUAGUCGUGCAUGAUUGUAUUGUGGACUACAAGCCACCAACACCGUCCACUGCUCGAGCAAUUUUGGUUAUGGAUAAGGUUGGAUUCAAGACAGCGAUCAGUCUUCCUUCUUCGAGUCGUGAUACGACAUUUUUCCUCAAUAUCGAAGGUGUUUCUCUACUGUUGAGCAAUAAUUUUACUGUAGACGUUUUAGAUUACAUUCAAGAAGAGGUUAGCAACAAGCGUCUUCCAAGAAGUGAGUUUGGAUUCAUCAACGAUCUCAAAUAUUUACGAUUUGCACAAAUUGCCAGCUUGAACUCCUUACAAAUUAAGCUGGUUAAAAAGCCAACAAACACAGAGACAUUUAUGGGUCAAAGCGUGCUCGUAUGCACUCCAGAGAACAAUAAGAGUGUUUUCAAAUCAAAGAUCGUAACUAGUAUUAUUAUGACAGAGAAGGAAAGAGAAAUUCAAAGACAAAAAGAACCUCUCACCAAAGUUGAAAUCUCCAAGGGAACUCUAAUGAUUGAACUUUGCAAUGACUCACUCAAGACACUAAUAGAAGUUGUCAAAGAGAUUUCCAAACAAUUUCCAAAAAGCUCACAACCUGAAUCAGAACCUGAAAUGAUACAAUCUUCAGACACUACACCAAGACAACAUGUACUGUAUCCUAGCUUGGAAUCUGGAAAGGAUACUCUUCCCACGAUCAAUUAUGCUUCCUCUACAACCAAUACUAGCAUCCGAGAAGAUGCCAUUGUCAUUUCCCACACUGGAAAUAUACUUGAAGGAAUUGAUGAUCACCAAUUUGCACCUCGAAAGUCAACAGCCGUAACAGAAGGUCUACCUGUCAGAAAACAAUCUAAUCCAAGUGCCAUGAUUAGCAGUAGCAAUAUUGGUCCAAAAGAUGCAACCAAAACAGAAUACAGAGCCACAAGUAUCAAACAAACAGAGUCUGGAACUAUUCAGAGCUACAUUUCAUCCUUGUCUUCAUGGGUCAAUUUUGGUUAUUUGACUGGUGAAGAUGCCGCACAGAAGAAUCAACAGCCUCCAAAUCCUACCAUUCAACCAGGAUCAUCCGCUUCUUACACACCAAGCAACAGAAGACAAGACGAUGAUGAACCUCUUGUGACAAGCGUUUACAAUACUGGGUCAGGAAGUACUCUCAUAAAGCCAUCAGAUUCCAUGAAAGGAACCUUACUCAGCUCGUUCAUUCACGGAGACUAUUUUCCAAAAGUCACUCAGGAAGAUGUUAAAAAGAGUACUAUUCUACCAAAUGAUUAUCCAACUCCAUCGUUUGAAUUAGUUCUGAAGGAGGUUAACAUUAUUUGUAAUUUGUAUGGUGGCAAUGAUUGGGAGGAGAAACAGCCUGCAAGAAAAGGUCUUUCAGAAAGUCAGACCUCUGACACAUCAAGUUAUUUGUUUGGGGAAGAUAUAAUCACUAGCACAAGAGACUCGUGUAAAUUAGUUCAAUUUGUGUUUAGUGACAUUUAUUUACAAUUAGAUACGUUCCCAAAGAACCCCAUGUCCAGUUACGUUUCGAGAUUGAACUUAUCUAUCACAGACUUGGAAAUUAUUGACAAGCUUAAAAUGUCAAAUCGAAACAAGAUGCUAAAAUACUGGGAAACUAUUCAAAAUCCAAGAGAGACUGGAAGUGGCAUGUUUGAUUUAGUCUAUGAAGUGAUCCGACAACAACCUGUAGUCACAGGUAUGAACGAGACUGAAGUGAGAAUUGAUAUUGACAUACUUCCUAUUAGGCUUAAUUUGCACCAGACCACCGUAGAAUUUCUAGUCGACUUUUUCUCAAAGGGUACUUCUAGUGAUAGUAGCGAUAACACGAGUGUUAACAGUACUACCUCAUCCUCCUCUGAGGUCAACACCACCGUUGAAACAUCGCCAAGAUCAUCCCCAACCUAUUUCCAACAUUUUCAUGUUAGUCCAAUCAACCUUAAAAUUGACUAUCAGCCAGUACGAGUCAAUCUUGAUACUGUAAAGGAAAGUGGAAUUACUUCAUAUCGUUCCAUUAUGCAAAUGGUGAAUUUGGUACCAAUAACAGGGUCUGAAGUCUGCAUUAAAUCCAUUCAACUCAACGGAGUCAGCGGCAUUGAAGAGAUCAUUUCCAGAUCGACCAACUUAAUUCUUGGAUCCAUUAACACGAGUGACGUUUUCCGAAUGUUAUUAGGUAUAAUGCCACUGAAAUCUGUGUACAGUAUUGGAACAGGUAUGGCCGACUUGAUAGUUUUACCAGUUCAAUCGUAUCAAACGGAUGGUCAAAUUUUGCGUGGCCUUCGACGAGGCGUCGUAUCCUUUGUGACGAACUUGUCUGUUGGAACAGUGCAACUCAGUGCUAAUGCAGCAAGUGGAGUGAAUUAUGUGGUGUCCUCUGCUGACGAAUAUGUGAAAACAAGUACUGGCCUCAGAAAUGUUAAUUAUGAUUAUUUGGAUGAUGAUGCUCCUCCUCAACCAACCUCAACCUCUAGACUAGAAGAGGAUCUUCCUAACAAUAUUAACGACGCUAUUCAAAAAGCAUACAAGGAUCUGUCAACAGGAUUUGAAAAUGCAAAACUUGCUGUCAUUGCAAUUCCAAGAACCGGAAAUAUGUGGUCAUUGCCACAUGUAGUGUUGUCGCCUCUUGCAGGAAUGACAGGAGCUGUUGCCAAUCUCUUAAUGGGCAUUCGUAGUGAGCUGGAUCGAUCAUAUCGUAAAGAGAGCGAAGACCUAUUUAAGCGACAGUAG